This is a messenger RNA of Penicillium waksmanii, 543 nucleotides long. Its product is annotated as lysozyme. Lineage: Eukaryota; Fungi; Ascomycota; Eurotiomycetes; Eurotiales; Aspergillaceae. Gene Ontology annotation, biological process: cell wall macromolecule catabolic process; peptidoglycan catabolic process. Gene Ontology annotation, molecular function: lysozyme activity. Bases 1 to 543 code for a protein of 180 amino acids. The transcript has 2 exons. The record is from RefSeq and is a predicted model, not a curated record.
AUGUCCUUUAAGCUUCUUGUCGCCGCUCUGCCUGCUCUGGCAAUUGCCUGCACCGGACCCCCGGUCAAUGCGAAUGGCCUGAAUUUGAUCAAGAGCUUCGAAUCCUUCGAACCAAGCGUCUAUGACGACGGUUUCGGCAACCCUACGAUCGGCUACGGCCAUCUCUGCGGCGACGCUUCAUGCUCCGAAGUAGCAAACCAGCCUUUAACUGAAGAGUCUGCGAGCCAGCUUCUGGCUAGUGAUCUGGUGAGCUACCAAGAUGGACUCACCAAUGCCUUGGCAGAUCCCGUCACCCUCAAUGACAAUCAGUAUGCCGCGUUGGUCUCCUGGACCUACAAUGUUGGCAACGGAAAUAUGGGUAGCUCGGAUCUUGUCUCGCGUAUGAACGCCGGUGAAGAUGUCGUUACUGUGGCUCAUGAUGAGCUUCCCCAGUGGAACAAGGCUAAUGGCGAGGUCGUUGAUGGGUUGACUCGUCGCCGUGGCGAGGAACUGAACCUCUUCGAUGCCCCUGCGGAGUUUGGUGCCUUGCCAGUUGCUUGUUAG